Rattus norvegicus (Norway rat) is the source of this 1278-nucleotide messenger RNA. Lineage: Eukaryota; Metazoa; Chordata; Mammalia; Rodentia; Muridae. The record is from RefSeq and is a predicted model, not a curated record.
CCCCAGCUUUAGCUUGUAGCUGCCCCUGGCAGGGAGUUAGUCCCUGUUCCCACACCAAGCUGUGAGACAUCAAAGGCCAAAGACUGCAGAGCCAUGCAGGGUCUCGGGGCCCUGUUCUUGUUGCUGACUGCCUGCCUCACUUUGAAGGCUGACAAUGUGCCAACACUGCCAGAUAUCCAGGUUCAGGAGAACUUCAAUGAGGCCCGGAUCUAUGGAAAAUGGUUCAACCUGGCGGUGGGCUCCACCUGCCCGUGGCUGAGGCGGAUUAAGAACAAGAUGAGCGUGAGCACGCUGGUGCUGCAGGAGGGGGCGACAGAAGCCGAGAUCAGCGUGACCAGUACUCAAUGGCGGAAAGGUGUCUGCGAGGAGAUCUCCGGGGUGUAUCAGAAGACAGACAUUGACGGAAAGUUCCUUUACCACAAAUCCAAAUGGAAUGCAACCUUGGAAUCUUAUGUGGUCCACACCAACUAUGACGAAUAUGCCAUUUUCCUUACCAAGAAGUUCAGCCACCGCCACGGACCCACCAUCACUGCCAAGCUCUAUGGCCGGGAACCACAGCUGAGGGACAGCCUUCUGCAGGAGUUCAGGGAGGUGGCCCUGAGUGUGGGCAUCCCUGAGAACUCCAUUGUUUUUAUGGCCGACAGAGGAGAAUGUGUCCCUGGGGAUCGGGAGGUAGAGUCCACUUCAUUUGCAAGAGCCCGGCGGGCAGUGCUGCCCCAAGAGAAUGAAGGGUCAGGGAGUGAGCCACUCAUAACUGGGACCCUCAAGAAAGAAGACUCCUGCCAGCUCAACUACUCAGAAGGUCCCUGCCUGGGGAUGCAGCAGAAGUAUUACUACAAUGGCGCCUCCAUGGCCUGCGAGACCUUCCAAUAUGGCGGCUGCCUAGGCAAUGGUAACAACUUCGCCUCCGAGAAGGAAUGCCUGCAGACGUGCCGGACCAUAGCGGCCUGCAAUCUCCCCAUAGUCCAAGGCCCCUGCCGAGCCUUUGCAGAACUCUGGGCAUUUGAUGCAGCGCAAGGGAAGUGCAUCCAAUUCAUCUAUGGGGGCUGCAAAGGCAACGGCAACAAGUUCUACUCUGAGAAGGAGUGCAAGGAGUACUGUGGAGUCCCUGGUGAUGCCAAAGGACCCAUUCUGAGUCGCUCUGUGUCUGCAGGGUACGAGGAGCUAACACGCAGUUGAAGGAGCCGGUCUGCAAGCCAGAGGGUAGCCACGGUCCGUCACUGUGCAGUCCAGCUUAGAUGAUCUGGACCCAAUAAAACAAGCUGUCAUUUCCUAGCA